Malaclemys terrapin pileata is the source of this 5551-nucleotide messenger RNA. RefSeq lists its product as uncharacterized. The coding region runs from base 90 to 3923 and encodes 1277 amino acids. The record is from RefSeq and is a predicted model, not a curated record. The transcript is spliced from 13 exons. Lineage: Eukaryota; Metazoa; Chordata; Testudines; Emydidae.
CUUGCACUUUGCACGUUGUUACAGCCCCUCCCUGUGAUCCGUGGAAAGUGAAAGGGAAUUCGCUGAGGGCCCUGCCAGCCCCGGAGAAGAUGGCGACUCUGUGGGGAUGGAGGGCAGGGACCAUGGGGCUGGGGGGUCUCCUCAUCCCCCUCCUCUUCCUUGGGGUGGCCGAUUCCCAGCUGGUCCUGUCCGUGGGCCCCUCCCCGGUGAGGGCUGCGCUGGGCUCCGACGUACAGCUGCCCUGCACCUUCACCGUCAUGGAGCGCUUUGAGAUCACUAAGUUCUACCUGGCCUGGUCUCUGGGGGGCCACAGGGUGGCCGAGUACAUCAGAGAACAGAAAAUCUACCAGCAGGGAUCAGAGCUUUUCCCCGAGGAGCUGAGCAGGGGGAACUGCUCCCUGCGGCUGCGCCAAGUGGCCGUUCGGGACGGAGGCAGAUACACCAGCACAGUCAUCUACACGCCCGACAAGGAGGAGAAGCAGCUGGAGCUGCAGGUGACGGCUGCUCCCAGACUCUCCAUCCCCCGGAAAGCAGGAGUGUUAAACGCAGCGACCUCCUUCCCCUGCCACGUGUGGGGAUUCUACCCCCAGGACGUCACCGUCACGUGGCUGAGAGACGGGCGGGUUCUGACCGACGCCACCCGCUCUGCCCCCCAGAGGAACCCGGACGGGACCUUUAACCUCACCCUGACCCACACCUUCACCCCCACCGCGAACGACUCCGGCAGCAUCUUCUCCUGCCACGUCAGCCACGCGGCUCUGGCCCAGCCCCUGCGGGAGGAGUUCCCCCUGGUUAUUGGAGCUCCUCCGAGAAUCUCUGUUCCCAGGCGAUCGGCUGUAAGAAAUACAGAGACCUACUUCCCCUGCCACGUGUGGGGAUUCUACCCCGGGGACGUCACCGUCACGUGGCUGAGAGACGGGCGGGUUCUGACCGACGCCACCCGCUCUGCCCCCCAGAGGAACCCGGACGGGACCUUUAACCUCACUGCAGUUUACAUCUUCACCCCCAUCGAGAGUGACUCCGGCAGCAUCUUCUCCUGCCGCGUCAGCCACGCGGCUCUGGCCCAGCCCCUGCGGGAGGAGUUCCCCCUGGCUGUCACAGAGGCGCAUGGUUCCACCACGGUGCUCACAGCAGUGCUGGGGAUCUCGGUAACACUGGCCGCGGUGACGACAGCGUUAGCCACUUACUUCUGGUGCCGAUGGAAAGGCCUCUGUGCCCCCACCAGCACUGGUGGGAAAGUUCCCUACUCCGACUCUGAGGUACCAGAUGGGAAAGUCUCCAAAUCCGUCUCUGAGGUGCUGGUGCCGGGCGAUGCCAUGGAGGGGACAUUCCCCGAGGACACGGCUGUGACAUGGGAGCGGAUACACGGACAGGACAGGACACUGAUCGGGACUGACGGGGUCAGCGAGGCUGGGGAGGGGCCUGAGCACCAGCCGCUGUUACACCCCCAGCCCCAGCGCUGGAGAGCGACACAGGAGAGAUCAGGGACCUGCCUCAUGGAUAACGGGGCACGGGACAGCUGCAGCUUCCACCACGAGGCCAGAGGGAUCCAAGAGCAGCGAGAGUCUGGGGAGAUCCGGCCGUGGGCCCAGCCGCAGGUGUCCGGGAUCCAGGUGUUACCGCACUGGGAGCCCCGGGACGAGGUGCCGUUUGCCGUCCAGAUCCAGAACUUUUACCCCAGCGAGAUUCACCGGAUCCAGUGGAGCUGUGAUGGGAAAACCUGGGAAAAGUGUGAACCGAUCGACUCCAGCCAGAACCCGGAUCUCACGUUCAGUGCUACCAGCGUCUGGAGAAUCCCCAGUCACCAAAUCACCCGUCCGGAAUUUACAGUCACUGUGUCCGUUCAGCAAAGCCCUCAAAGCCCCGCAAUCGAGAGAGAGAUCAGAGCCGGGGACACAGAUCUCCUGCGGCCCCCAGAGGUGUCGGAAAUCUCCCAACCCGAGUCAGUGAUGGCGGGGGAGGAAAUCACCCUGAGCUGCUGCAUGACAGGGCAUUUCCCCGGGGCGCUGAGUGUGACCUGGCUCAGGAGGGGCCGGGGGGCCGGGGCUGCUGUUCCCCUGCAGGGCUCUGCCGAGUACAGAAUCGAGCUCGGAGCUCCCCGCACACAGGACGGGAAAAGCUUCCAGCAGGAGACGAGACUCAGCUUCACCCCCUCGGUGCAGAGAGACCAGGGGGCCGAGUACAUCUGCCAGGUGGGACACUGUGCCCUACAGACCCCCCUGGAGAGACGCAGCCGGGAGCUGCAGGUGACAGAUGUUCUAGUUCCAAAGACUCCAGUUCUGGGCGAGAUCUCCCGGCCACAGGUCCUGGCCCCUGGGGAGCAGGUUACACUGAGCUGCUUCAUAUCCAGGUUCUACCCCAAGGAGCUGAGAGUGACCUGGCACCGACGGGGAAGAGGAGAGGCGACGUUCAGGUGCUUAGACAACCCGGACACCCACAAGAUUGUCACCCUAGAUCCCAAAGCCAUGCCAGACAGGAAAUCCUACAGCGUGACAUCCCAGCUCCGCUUCACCCCCGUGGUGCCCGGGGACGACGGGGCAGAGUACCGGUGUUCUGUGGAACAUCAGACCCUACAGGAGCCUGAAGCAAAAUCCACUGGGCCGCUGGAGCUGCGAGUCCCACAGGCUCCAGUUCUGGGCGAGAUCUCCCGGCCGCAGGUCCUGGCCCCCGGGGAGCAGGUUACACUGAGCUGCCAAAUAUCCAGGUUCUACCCCAAGGAGCUGAGCGUGGCCUGGCACCGACAGAAAAGAGGAGAGAUGGUGUUCCGGUGCUUAGACAACCUGGACACCCACAAGAUUGACACCCCAGACCCCACAGCCGCCGCAGACGGGAAAUCCUACAGCGUGACGUCCCAGCUCCGCUUCACCCCUUUGGUGCCCGAGGACGACGGGGCAGAGUACCUGUGUUCUGUGGAACAUCAGACCCUACAGGAGCCUGAAGGGAAAUCCACUGGGCCGCUGGAGCUGCGAGGGGAUUCACCAGAUCAAGUGGAGCUGGGACGGAGCAGAGAGAUGGAGAGACGAGAGCCCAGAAAUCAGCCAGAACACGGAUCUCACGUUCAGCGCUACGAGUGUCUGGAGAAUACCCCGCCGGGGACUGAACCGUCCGGAGCUCAGAGUCCAAGUGUCCGUUCAGCAAACCCCUCAAAGCCCCGUGAUCGAGAGAGAGAUCAGAGCCAGGGACACAGGUCUCCUGCGGCCCCCGGAGGUGUCAGAAAUCUCCCAACCCGAGUCAGUGAUGGCGGGGGAGGAAAUCACCCUGAGCUGCUGCAUGGAGGGGCAUUUCCCCGUGGAUCUGAGUGUGACCUGGCUCAGGAGGGCAGGGGGGCCAGGGCUGCUGUUCCCCUGAAGGGCUCUGCCGAGUACAGAAUCGACCACGGAGCUCCCCACACACAGGACGGGAAAAGCUUCCAGCAGGAGACGAGACUCAGCUUCACCCCCUCGGUGCAGAGAUACCAGGGGGCAGAGUACGACCACCGGGUGGGACACGAUGCCCUAUGGACCCCCAUCGAGAAGUGCAGAGGAAUGAGGGGCACAGAGCCAGCGGGUGGCUCUGGGAUCCCAGGCAGCAAGACUCCCAAAGAGAUGUGGACAAAGACCUCGGGGUUCCAGGACACACAGGACCACCCACAGACCCACAAACCUCCACCCGCCAAGCCUGUCUGCACCUUCCCCCACCCCACGCCUGCCCGGGGCCUGGCACCAGCCCAGGUGCCUCGGAGGUCUCUCUGUGCAGGGAUCCCCUGCCUAGAGGCCCAUGUGAACACCACGCACUCAGUGUCAGAGCUGGGGGCACAGAGUGACCUUCAGGUCAAUCCUUUGACUUGUGUCAAAUCACUGACGAGGAUGUUUGAGAGCCAGAUCCAACAACUGCACCCACCUCCCAUCCAACCCCGGCAGCACAGUGGCCCCCAGAGGCCGUGAGCUUUUCCAAUCCAACAGCAAACCCCUCUUUGGCAUAGACCGUAUCCUUAUAAAUAAUGGCAUAGAGAGCACACUUAUAAAGUUUGCAGACGAUACCAAGCUGGGAGGGGUUGCAAGUGCUUUAGGGGACAGGAUUAUAAUUCAAAAUGAUCUGGACAAACUGGAAAAAUGGUCUGAAGUAAAUAGGAUGAAAUUCAAUAAGGACAAAUGCAAAGUUCUCCACUUAGAAGGAACAAUCAGUUGCACACAUGCAAAGUGGGAAAUGACGGCCUAGGAAGGAGUCCUGCGGAAAGGGAUCUGGGGGUCAGAGUGGAUCACAAGCUAAAUAUGAGUCAGCAGUGUAACACUGCUGCAACAAAAGCGAACAUGAUUCUGGGAUGUAUUAGCAGGAGUGUUGUAAGCAAGACACGAGAAGUCAUUCUUCCGCUCUGCUCUGCGCUGAUACAGAAUCAGCUGGAGUAUUGUGUCUAGUUCUGGGUGCCAUAUUUCAGGAAAGAUGUGGACAAAUUGGAGAAAGUCCAGAGAAGAGCAACAAAAAUGAUUAACGGUCUAGAAAACAUGACCUAUGAGGGAAGAUUGAAAACACUGCGUUUGUUUAGUCUUGAGAAGAGAAGACUGAGAGGUGACAUGAGAACAGUUUUCAAGUACAUAAAAAGUUGCUACAAGGAAAAGGGAGAAAAAUUGUUCUCCUUAACCUCUGAGGACAGGACAAGAAUGGGCUUAAAUUGCAGCAAGGUAGGUUUAGGUUGGACAUUAGGAAAAACUUCCUAACUGUCAGGGUGGUUAAGCACUGGAAUAAAUUGCCUAGGGAGGUUGUGGAAUCUCCAUCAUUGGGGAUUUUUAAGAGCAGGUUGGACAAACCCCUGUCAGGGAUGGUCUAGAUAAUACUUAGUCCUGCCAUAAGUGUAGGGGCCUGGACUAUAUGACCUCUCGACAUCCCUUUGGGACUCUCUGUCUCGGGGGAACACCCUGCAUCCCCCCGUUCAUCCUUAUAAUAUGAUUGUGUGGUAUCCAAUGCAAAGUUUGUCAUGUCGGGUGUCUUCGGAAGGCUCAUGAUGCACUGAGCAUUGUUGUUAUAGUCAUGUUAUAGGUUGUAAUUUCAUGUAUAUAGUUAUGAGACUGAAAAUGUGUCCUCAUGGCUUAAAAAAAGCCCAGACAAAAUCCAAGAGCAGAGGGGCAGUUCACACCUCAUCAGGGCAUGGAUGGGACAAACCCAGCCCAGCCUCACAGGAACAAAGGACACUGGCCUAGGCAGCAACAAAGGAUCUGUUGGACUCUCGAGUGAGUCACCCCCCUUCCCUUGGUCAGUUUGGGACGGCGAUGAGGUGAUGCUCACCUGACCCUGAAAGGGGGGGCGCAAAGCCAAGAGGGAAGAAAGAACAUGAUAAAAGGGAGAGACAUUUGCCAUGCUCUUCCUCUCUCUUCCACCUCCAUCUACAGACAUCACUACCAAGCGACUGAAGCGCUGAUCGAAGGGGAGAGCCUGGCUGAAGGACAACCAGCCAGCCUGUGGUGAGAAGCAUCUAAGUUUGUAAGGGCAUUGAAAGUGUUAAGAUCAGCUUAGAAUGCGUUUUGUUUUUAUUUCAUUUGACCAAAUCCGACUUGUUAUGCUUUGACUUAUAAUCACU